UCCGGGGGGCUGACCUGGCGGGGAGUGGCAGCGCAGUCCGCUCCCGCGCCGCUUUGUGCGCGCAGCCGCUGGGCCCUCUGCUCCCGGGUCUGCCCCCCGGGACGCCCCCCUGCCCCGCCCCAGUCAUGCAACUCUACCUGCCUUUCCGCUGUGGACCUUUGGGAAGCAGUCGCCCACCCCGGGGGCUCGGGCCCUGACCCUGCCAGGAGCCGACCAAAACCUCCUGCGACUGAGCACAACCAUGGUGCAUCCGGAUUCUCCUCAGAAGUGAGACUUUCCAAAGGACCAAUGACUCUUUUCCUCAUGCCCUUUCAGUUUUUCCUGCUCCGUAGCUAUGUCUCGAUCUCGCCAUGCAAGGCCUUCCAAAUUAGUCAGGAGGGAAGAUUUAAACAAAAAGAAAAACAGCCAACUGAAGAAGGGAUCUAAGCCAGCCAACAAAAAUGUGGCGACAGUCAAGACUGUGAGCCCUGGAAAAUUAAAGCAAUUAAUUCAAGAAAGAGGUGUUAAGAGAAAAACAGAACCCAAACUGCCUAUGCCAGUCAGAAGCCUUCUGACAAGAGCUGGAGCAGCACGAAUGAAUUUGGAUAGGACUGAGGUUCUUUUUCAGAACCCAGAGUCCUUAACUUGCAAUGGGUUUACAAUGGCUCUCCGAAGCACCUCUCUUAGCAGACGACUCUCCCAACCCCCAGCAGUCAUAGCCAAACCCAAGAAAGUUUCACUGCCUAAGAAUCUAGGAAAACAACAUGAGUGUGAUUAUAAGGUACUUACUGACAUGGGAGUAAAGCACUCAGAAAGUGAUUCAGUCCCAGUGCAAGACCCCUCAAUCCCUCCUGAUAUAAAGAAUCUAAUUGGCAUACAAAAUGCAUCAUUAAUAAAAAACGAGAGCCAAGAGACAACCCAGUCUUGGUCCCAAAGUGUGGAGGAUUCCAAAAUAAAUCACUCUACUCAUAGUGGCCCUGCAGCAGAGGUUCUUUCUGGGUCAUUGGAAGGGACACGUGGUGGUGAAGGACUAUUCUCUAGAGAGACAUUGAAUGAUAUUAGUGAUUCCCCUAGAAUGUUUGCUCAGGACACUUUCUGUGUUCCUUUGCUCCAAAAAGCAGCCCUCAGGGUUACCUCUGAAGGAAACCCCAGCAUUCAGUUAGAAGAUUUGGGUUCACGAGUAGAAUCUCUUAAGCUAUCUGAUUCUUACCUGGAUCCCAUCAAAAGUGAACAUGAUUGCUGCCCCACCUCCAGCUUUAAUAAGGUUGUACCUGAAUUGGACCUUAGAAACUGUUUGUCUAUUGGUGGGUCAAUAUAUCCUACCUCAUUAAUACAACUCCUCUUGGCAGGUUCAGAACAAGAAACCCUUGGUGCUAAACCAGAUCAUCAAGAGGUACUCAAAUCUACCCCAGAUGAACAGGAAGUUGCUGAUACCACCCCUGUCCUAGGACGGGCCUUUAGUGCUGUCCCACAUCAAUGGGAAGUUCCUGGUGCUAACCCAGUUCAUGGAGAGCCUCUGGGUCAGACCCCAGACCCACCAGAGAUUCCUGGUGCUAUUCCAGUCCAAGGAGAGGUCUUUGGUGCUAUCUUAAAUCAACAAGUCCUCGGUAUGGUUGGUGGUACUGCCUCAGACCCCGAUAUCUUUCUUCCUGCUCCUCUUAACCCAAUUGCUACCUGUAAUGCUCUCCCAGAAUGGCCUGAGCCCCAGAGCACUGUUUCAUCUGGGCUUGAGGUCCAGGGCACUAUGCAGAUUUUGCCUUCGGGCUUAGGUCACACUCCUCAACCAUCAUCAAACUCAGAGAUAAGUUCGGUACCUCCCGCAAUGGCUAUAAACAAUAUAGAAAAUAAGAAGAAGGUUCAUAUAAGCUUUCUGCCAGCUAACACUCAGGGGUUCACAAUAGCCCCUGAGAGAGGACUCCACCAUGCUUCACAGGGCAUUGUCCACCUCUCCCAGGCCAGUCCCAGCAAAUUGGAAGGAGAGAGCUCCCAGAUCAGUGCCACCAGCAUGGUUGACAUCAACACCACAGUGGUGUCUAGGCCAGUGUCACUUGUCAGUACCUCCUCUUCUCCUUCCUACACAACUUUGCUACCUACUUUGGAAAAGAAGAAACGAAAGCGAUGUGGGGUCUGUGAGCCCUGCCAGCAGAAGACCAAUUGUGGUGAAUGUACCUACUGCAAGAAUAGAAAGAACAGCCAUCAGAUCUGUAAGAAGAGGAAAUGUGAGGAACUGAAAAAGAAGCCAUCCAUCAUUGUGCCUUUGGAGGUUAUAAAGGAAAACAAGAGGCCCCAGAGGGAAAAGAAGCCCAAAGUUUUAAAGGCAGAUUUUGACAACAAACCAGUAAAUGGCCCCAAGUCAGAAUCCAUGGAAUACAGUAGUUGUGGUCAUGAGGAAGAACAAAGAUUGGAAUUGAAUUCAUGUCCCUUAGAAAAUGUAACUAAAAAUGAAGAAAGUAUGACAGGUAUUGAAGUGGAAAAGUGGACACAAAACAAGAAAUCACACUUAACUGAUCAUGUUAAAGGAGAAUUUAAUACAAUUAAAACAGAAGCUGAAAAUUUGAAAAGCUCUGAAGAUGACAGGAAAAAAAUCCUACUUACUGACCUCCUUGAACCUCAAAAGUUGUUUGCACAAACUGUAAGAAACGGCAUUAAAAAUGUACACUAUUUGCCAACUGAAACAAAUUUGUCAUUUAAAAAAAUCAACAUUGAAGAACUUGGCAAGGCAUUUGAAAACAAUCCUUAUAAAUUCCUGAAAGACACUGCAAACCAUAACAAUGCCAUGAGCGCCAUUGCUACUAGUGCGAGCUGUGAUCAUCUCAAGGGGAGAAGUAAUGUUUUGGUCAUUCAAAAGCCUGGCUUUAAUUGUAAGUCUUUUCCAGAUCCUGCAAACUGCAACUUAAAUAGUCGUACAAGUAUACACAAUGAAAGUGAUCAACCAAAAUCCCUAGAAAUUAUAACAAAUAGAGAACUAAAAGAAGGAUCAACACUUCAACCAAGUCUUCUAUCCCUAAUGAAAGAUAGGAGAUUAACGCUAGAACAAGUAGUGGCCAUAGAAGCUCUAACACAACUUUCAGAAGCCCCAUCAGAAAAUUCCUCACCAUCGAAGUCAGAGAAGGAUGAAGAAACAGAACAGAGAACAGCUAGUUUGCUUAACAGCUGUAAAGCUAUCCUGUAUUCUGUAAAAAAAGACCUCCAAGACCCAAAUUUACAAGGGGGGCCACAAAGCCUUCAUCACUGUCCAUCUCUGGAAAAGCAAAGUUCAUGCAACACAUUGAUGUUCAAUGGCCAAAAUAUUUCUAAGUCACACAGCAGCUCACCUAGUGACCAAGCAUCCACAAAGGCACAGGAAUAUUCAACAGUCACAAAUUCAGUAUCUGUUUUUAUACCAAAUUCAAAUUCAUCUAAAACCGAUACCAAUAAAAAUGUUGCUCAAGGUAGAAUUGCUCUUGACAAUUCCAAAAAUUUGCAUCAGUUGACAACAACAACUAAUAAAUCGGAGUAUUGUAACCAGUCACUGGACAGCAGCAUCAAGUUGGACUCAAAGGAUGAUCCCUCAUGUCAAGAUACAGUUCAUAGUAAAAUAGAAGAAGAUGUUGCUGCACAGUUAACACAACUUGCAUCAAUAAUUAAAUUCAAUUGUAUAAAACCGGAGGACAAAAAAGUUGAAAGUACACCAACAAGCCUUGUUGCAUAUAAUGUACAGCAAAACUAUAGCCAGGAGAAGGGCACAAUAGAGCAUAAACCACCUUCCAGUGUCCAAAAUAAUCAAGGACCUUCAGUAACAAAGCAAAAGAACACAAUCCAGAAAAAGACAAAAUCUACCCCAUCAAGAGAUCGACGGAAAAAGAAGCCUGUGAUCAUAAGUUGUCAAGAAAAUGACCAGAAAAAACAGGAACAGUUGGCAUAUGAAUAUAGUAAGUUACAUGACAUUUGGAUAGCAUCCAAAUUUCAAAGAUUUGGUCAAUUUGGUCCACAUGACUUUCCUAUUCUAUUGGGAAAAAUUCCUCCCUUAACCAAAGUAUGGAAACCACUGACUCAAAGGAGCUCAGCAUUAGAACACAAAAAAUUAUUUCCUCCACUCACUCAAAUAAAAUUUGAGCGGUAUUAUCCUGAAUUAGCACAGGAGAAGAUGAAGGUUGAACCCUUGGAUUCUCUCCCCAUAAUCCAGUUGAAAACAGAAUCCAACGGACAGGCGUUUACAGAAAAUGGAUAUGCUCAGGUACAGCCAACAGUGAAUGUCAAUCAGAAAGCUCAUCCUUUACUCCAGCCAUCCUCUCCAACUAACCAGUGUGCUAAUGUGGUGGCUGGCAAUGACCAAACACAGUUCCAACAGGAUGUUAAAGACCAAGUCACACAUCAGAGGCUGCCAACAUUGCCUGGUAUCUCUCAUGAGACCCCUUUACCGGACCCAGCACAAAUUCUCAGGAACCUAAAUGUAGUAUGUUCAGGUGGAAUUACAGUGGUUUCUACCAAAAGCGAAGAGGACGUCUGUUCAUCUAGUGUUGGAGCAUCAGAAUUUUCCCCAAUAGACAGUGCACAGAAAAGUUUUAAUGAUUAUGCGAUGAACUUCUUUACUAAUCCUACGAAAACCCUGGUGUCCACAACAAAAGAUUCUGAAUUGCCUACCUGCAACUGUCUUGAUCGAGUUAUACAAAAAGACAAAGGCCCAUAUUAUACACACCUUGGGGCAGGACCAAGUGUUGCUGCUGUCAGGGAAAUCAUGGAGAAUAGGUAUGGUCAAAAAGGAAACGCAAUAAGGAUAGAAAUAGUAGUGUACACGGGGAAAGAAGGAAAAAGCUCUAAUGGGUGUCCAGUUGCUAAGUGGGUUUUAAGAAGAAGCAGCGAUGAAGAGAAAGUUCUUUGUCUCGUUCGACAGCGUGCAGGCCACCACUGUCCAACAGCUGUGAUGGUGGUGCUCAUCAUGGUAUGGGACGGCAUCCCUCUUCCAAUGGCUGACAAAUUGUACUCGCAGCUUACGGAAAGUCUAAAGUCAUACAAUGGUCAUCCCACAGACCGAAGAUGCACUCUCAAUGAAAAUCGUACCUGUACAUGUCAAGGAAUUGAUCCAGAGACUUGCGGAGCUUCCUUCUCUUUUGGCUGUUCUUGGAGUAUGUAUUUCAAUGGCUGCAAAUUUGGUAGAAGCCCAAGUCCUAGAAGAUUUAGAAUUGAUCCAAGUUCUCCCUUACACCACUACUAUGAAAGAAUUACUAAAGGACGUAAUCCAGAAAGAAGAUAUAUGAAACCGGAACCAAUCUGUCCGGAACACGAGGCCAUGGAAAAAAACCUUGAAGAUAAUUUACAGAGUUUGGCUACAGAAUUAGCUCCAAUUUAUAAGCAGUAUGCUCCAGUUGCUUACCAAAACCAGGUGGCGCUUGAACACGCUGCUCAAGAAUGUCGGCUUGGCAAGAAAGAAGGUCGUCCUUUCUCUGGGGUCACUGCUUGCCUAGACUUCUGUGCCCACCCCCACAGGGACAUUCACAACAUGAAUAAUGGGAGCACGGUGGUCUGCACUUUAACACGAGAAGAUAACCGCUCAUUUGGUGUUAUUCCUCAAGAUGAGCAGCUGCAUGUACUUCCUCUUUAUAAACUUUCAGACACAGAUGAGUUUGGCUCAAGGGACGGAAUGGAAGCCAGGAUCAAAUCAGGGGCCAUCAUGGUCCUCGCACCCCACCGCAGAAGAAGAACACGAUUUACUCAGCCAGUUCCUCGUUCUGGGAAGAAGAGAGCAGCAAUGAUGACAGAGGUUCUCGCACAUAAGAUAAGGGCUGUGGAAAAGAAAUUUAUUCCUCGAAUCAAGCGGAAGAAUAAUUCAAUGACAAACAACAGUAAGGCUUCAUCGCUGCCACUUUUAGGGAAUAAAACAGAGACUGUGCAACCUGAAAUAAAAAGUGAAACUGAACCCCACCUUAUCUUCAAAGGUUCGGACAACACUAAAACCUACUCACCGACCCCAUCCAUUCCUCACCCAGUGAAAGAGGCACACUUAGCUCCAGGCUUCUCCUGGUCCCCUAAGACUGCUCCGGUCCCAACAGUUCCUUUUAAGAACGAUGCAUCAGUUUCGUACGGGUUUUCAGAAAGAGGUAGCAAUCCCCACUGCACAAUGCCUUCUGCAAGACACAGUGGUGCUAACGUAGCUGCUGGGGAGUGUGCUGAAAUUGCACAGCCUGGUGAAAUGGUUCCUCUUUCCACCUUGCCUACUCCCAUGACAGAUUCCCCGGCUUAUUCUGAGCCUCCCACUGGUCCAUCUGAGCAGCUAACUUCUGAUCAGCCAAACCAGCAGCCCCCGUUCAUCCCUUCUCCUCAUGAACUUGCUUCUUCUCUGGCGGAAGAAGACGAGCAGCAUUCUGAAGCAGAUGAGCCUCCGUCAGAUGACCCCCUAUCAGACGACCCCCUGUCACCUGCUGAGGAGAAACUGCCCCACAUUGUUGAGUAUUGGUCAGACAGUGAGCACAUCUUCCUGGAUGCCAAUGUUGGUGGGGUGGCCAUAGCGCCCGCCCACGGCUCUGUUCUGAUCGAGUGCGCCAGGAGAGAGCUUCACGCCACGACUCCUGUCGAGCACCCCAACCGGAAUCACCCUACACGCCUCUCUCUUGUCUUCUACCAGCACAAAAACCUGAAUAAGCCCCAACACGGCUUCGAACUAAACAAGAUUAAGUUCGAGGCGAAAGAAGCAAAGAAUAAGAAAACUAAAGCCUCCGAGCAGAAAGACAAGGCAGCUAACGAGGGUCCUGAACUGUCCCCUGAAGUUAAUGAAUUUAACCAGAUUCCUUCCCACAAAGCGUUAACAUUAACCCAUGACAAUGUUGUCACCGUGUCCCCUUAUGCUCUCACACAUGUUGCGGGGCCCUAUAACCAUUGGGUCUGAAGGCUUUUCUCCCCUUCUUAAUGCCUUUGCGAGUGCAGUGUAUUUUUUCAAGGUGCUCUUAAAAGAAAGUCAUGUUGUCGUUUACUAUAUCUUCAUCUCACCCAUUUGAAGGCUGAGGUAAAAAAAAAAAAAUGGGGGGUGGGUAUUUCUUAACUGUGACUAUAUUUUGACAAUUGGUAGAAGGUGCACAUUUUAAGCAAAAAUAAAAGUUUUAUAGUUUUAAAUACAUAAAGAGAUGUUUUGGUUAGGUGUUAACCUUGGUAGAAUCACUCAGUUUGGUGCUUUAAAUUGUUUACUAUGAAACGAGUCAUUUUUAGAGGAUUUUAACAGGUUCAUGUGCUAUGAUGUAAAAUUAAGACACACAGUGUUAACUCUACACAGCUUCUGGUGCUUAACCACAUCGACACAAAAAUAAGCUGAAUUAUUAUUUCAUGGUGCCAUUGUUCUAACAUCUUCCAAUCAUUGCUAGAAACUCGGCAUAUUCCUUUGAAAUGAACCAAUGAAAUGUUUUCUCUCUUAAAAUCUCUCUCCUGUAUAAAAUAAUUCAUUAUUGUUGGUGAUGGUUGGAGGCUGUUCAUAAAUUGUAAAUAUAUAUUUUAAAAGCACUUUCUAUUUUUAAAAGUAACUUGAAAUAGUAUAGUAUAAGAAUCCUAUUGUCUGUUGUUUGUGCAUAUUUGCAUACAAGAGAAAUCAUUUAUUCUUGCUGUGUAGAGUUCCAUCUUGUUACCUGCAGUAUGUAUUCUAAUCAUGUAUAUGGUUUGUAUUUAAAUGAGUCCUUUCUCAUUCAAAGAUUAGCUACUUAUAUAAAAUAGUUAGGUCAUGCAAAAAUGGUUAAUUCUCUCUAAAAUUGGAAUUAGGAAGCAUAUUACCAAUAUUGAUUAACUUUUCUUUGGAACUAAAUAAGAAUGGUCUCUUCUGAUUUAUUGAACAACAAUGGCCCUAAUUUACUUUCACCCCAGCUUUCUCAAUAUAAUCCAUGAAAGGUGUUUCCAAAAGAAGAUGAGACAUAACAGGAUUCUGAAGAGUCAAAUGCUUCUAAAGUUUCAAGGUGAUAAAAUACAAAAAUUAAGUAGCAAGAACCUUAUCCACCCCAAAUUGCCUUAUUCAUUCUGAAAGUCAUUCUGGUCCAGAAUAAGAAUAAAUGUCCUGUAGAAAUAUUUUGAAAAUAAAUUCCCUAUCAUCAUCAUCACACACACCCCCACACUGUAAACAAACAGUAGGAAUGGUAUUAUAAGCCUGGUUUGUCCAUUAAGAGCUAAUCCAAAGUAGUUCAUCUAAGUAUAUUGUUCUGGGGAAAUGUUAACUCAUGUUCUUCUAGGUAAUGGGAAAAUAGGCAUUCCAUUUAGUUUAGUCCCCCCCCCAUUAUUUUUUCCCAUUACUUUAUUAACUCAUUUUAUAGCAAAACAAAAGUAAUUGCCCAAACAAAGAACAAGAAGAAAUUUCAAUGAAAUACUUGAUUCUGUUAAAAUGCAGAGGUGCUAUAACAUUCAAAGUGUCAGAUUCCUUGGGAGUAUGGAAAACCUACUGGUGCUUCUCCCUUGGAAAUGCCAUAGGAAGCCCACAACCGCUAACACUCACAAUUCUGGUGCAAAAGCAAAAGUUCCAACAAGCUCUCUAAAGGAAAACUCAUUGUAACUUAUAUUAAAAUAAUAUAUGGUGCAAAGUAUCAGUUUCAAGCUUUUGACUAAUUUUGACUAAAGGAAUAUGAAGGGAUUGUAAAUAACAAAAUGUCCAUUGAUAGACUAUCAUCUUGUCGAGUAGAUUUCUGCUUCUUGAAUAUGUAAAAUAGAGUAAUUCAUUGACUUGUUUUAGUAUUUUGUGUGCCUUAGAUUUGUUUUAAAACAUGUAUAUUUUUGUGAGCCUAAGGUUACUUAUACAUAUAAGUAUAUAAAUAAGUGAUUGUUUAUUGUUUCAGCUGCUUCAAUAAGAUAUUACUAGUAUUAGACUAUCAGGAAUACACCCUUGUGAUAUUUUGUUUUAGAAUUUAGGCCUUAGCUCCCACUAGAAAUUAUUUCCUCACCAGAUUUAAUGGAUAAAGUUAUAAGAUCCUUUAUCCAUCCACCCAUCUAUCCGUUCUUCCAUUCAAUUUUUAUUGACUGUACCCCAAAUUUAAGUAUUAGCUUUUGUUUUUCUUUGUCACCACCAUGACAUAGUAAACUUGAAGAAUUAAAAUCCUAAAAGAUAAUCUAACACAUUUUUCAAAAAUAGCAAAUUUCCUUCAAAACAAUCCAUUGUGAUACAUCUGCAGCAAUUCAAAUCAGUUUGUCACCAACUUUAAAUAAAUUCCUUAACAAUCUAAACCUGAAGCACCAAUGUUGACUUAGGGGAAUAUUUGGAUUUGUGAAGUUAGUUGCAAUUUACCAAAACAAGUACAUGAAAAUACCCUAUAUCAACUAAAAUAUUUCCAUUCUGUUAUUGUAAGUAACACCAUGAAUGGCCUGCCUCAACUGAUAACCCCUUGGUGGGACCCACAUAUGAUUCUUUCCUUGUUGAACUCUAUUUCCUAAAUUUCACAGUGUACCAUCCCGUUGUUUGCCCUGUGACUUUUUUUUUUUUUCAAAGCUCAUGCUUAUUCAGUGUCCUGCAGCAUUGUGAUUGUAUGCUGGCUAUACUGUUUUUAGAAUGCUCUUUCUCAUGAAGCAAGGAAAUAAAUUUGUUUGAAAUGACAUUUUCACUCAGAAAACUGGUCAUCUAACAUUAUUUCUACACUUAUGUUUUACUGUACUAUCACCUUUUGUUUUACCCCUUUUAUAGCACUCGUUGGGUUUUUAAUCUUCUGCCUUUGUUCAUGGUAUGAUAAUUGAAUUCAUUGAUACUUGACUCCCAAGUUAGCCCAAUCUGUUCAUAGUAGUUACAGAGUUACCAACUAUAAUGAGAGAAUAAUUCCUACCUGUUGUAGAAUCCUACAAAGUGUCAUGCUGCCCUUCAAAAUCCUGCUUCUAAUGGAUCUCAGGCCAUCGAUGAAAAGUUUUUCUUGUGCUUGUCAGCCUCACCUACAUCUUUCCAAUUCAUCCACAAAGUACCAAUACAUCGUGUCAUAAAACCUGAUUGAAAUAUAUUAUUGGAAAGUGAGGCUAGCUGAAAAUGUUUAACUAUAGGUAAAUUUUUGCAACAUGUUAGCAAAAUGUUUGCAUCUUAAAUAACCUUCCACAUCUUUAUUAUGCAAUCUGCAUGUGGAUGAAACAAUUUCAUUUGUUAAAUAUAGAAUUUCAACUAGAUGAGAUUCAUAAGCAAUUAGACAUAACCCCACUGCAUAGUUAAUUGAAUGCAUACCCCUGUGUAAAUGAGAUACUGACUUAAUUCAUAUGAAGUAACCUACUUUCUAAUGUUACUACUUCAGUGGACUCCUACUGAUUAUCAUUUAUUUCACAAUAGCAUGUAUGAAAAUCACCCCAAUCUAUUUAAAUUAGUCUUCUUAAAACAAAUUAUAUCUUUUAUCUGGAACAAACUUUUGACAUUGCAUGACAACUUCCACUGAAUAUGGGCACAGCAUUUCCUUUGAAUGUGCCAAGUAAAUCAGUAGCUGUAUGUGACCUUUAAUAUAUAGCUACCAUCUAUUUCACAACUUCUUGAUGCAUGGAAAUCUUUUUGGUCUAGAUUUAGUACAACUGGGAAUUUUGAUCUUUUGUAGAAAUUUUUGAUGAGAAUUGUGAAAUAAGGUAAUACAGAGGCCUCUCACAGCCCUGGAAGACACCUUAGAAGACAUACAAUUCAAUCACUGGAGCCCAGACAGCAGAUGUGAGUGUCAAUGUGCAAUUAUGUUUGUAAUUAAAAUUUAAACAGUCAAGUGAAGGCCACUUUGUGGUUAAGAAGACUCUAGGAAAACAGACUUGAUCUGCUCACCCACAGGGGAUUUUAGCGCUGCAAAGUAACCUUAUUUUUGGUACAAGUCAAAAAUAAAAUGGCUUUGAGUUUUUUUCUGAGUGGUUCAGGGAAAGAAAUUAAGUGAAAUUGGAUCAAGAUUUCCCUGCCUGCAGAGUUCUGUGGGCCUUGUAUGGGAAAUCUAGAUGACUUUUACCUAUGAAGCUGUUCUGUUGAUUCAUCUCACAAAAUGUGGCAAUAGUCCUAUUUGCUAUUUCAAUAAACAAAUAUCAAGUACUGAUAGAGUACAGGUUUUUAUUUCCCCUCGAACAAGUGUUUGGCAUAUAUAAGGAGUUAGAAAAGACUGAAUGGUUAGAAUAAUUGGGGAAAGUAUAUUUCUAUUGUACAUACUCCCUAGCCAUAGUUGUACAGUCUAUUCACACUCUUGCCUAGUUGGCCUCACAACUAAGUCCCAGCAUAGCUUAUUUUGAUGGGACUAUCUAUCAGUAUUAGAAUAGUUUUGUUGUGCACAGCUCCUAAACUUGCCCAUAAAUGUAUGGAACUUGUAUAACUUCAAUGUCAAUGGUUGUGGCACACUUAUCCAAGUGAUAGAAUCAGUGCUCUGAUUUCUGAAGAAGUCUGGAUUUAUCUAAAUCAAAUUAUGCUCCAUGUUGAGCUUUCUUCUAACAGGUUUAGAAAAUGAUGCCAGGAGCAGUCCCUCAGAACUAUCUGAGAGAUUGCCUCCUGGGCUUGAAUUCCUCGGAAAGUCCUCUGAAUAAAACACAAUCCUCAACUUAAAAAAAGAUGCCAUCCACGGCUCUGGAAUACAGUUUGGAAAGAAUCAGUAUGUCCUUUAUCAGAAGUGGAAUUUGUGUAUUUCCUUAAAAUGUUUUGAGAACAUAGGAAUCUUUGCUUUUCUCUAGUGUAUAAAAUAAGAGUGUAAGUUCCUCUGUUAAUUUUGGAGAUGGUGGAGCUCGCUUUUACGCGGGACAUCACUUUUUUUGUCCACAAUGAACUCUACAAACUUUAAUUCUCUGCGUUCCAGGACCUGAAUGACUUUGUUUCAAUGCCAAUUUCUUCUGGGCACCCAAUCGAAUACCAUUGUUCGCUUCAAAGGGCAUGUGUUUUGUUCCUUCAAGUAAUCCAAAUGUAUUUCUAAUUUUGCCACUCCUCAUUUUCCCUUCUUCUGUAAGGGCACAAAAAUGUGUUUCUCUUUGGCUAGUAUGCAAUGUUUAAUAUUUCUAGCUUUAAAAGUCUAACAUUAAUCUUUUCUUUGUUGGUUGUACUCCUUUCCCAUCCCUACUGUGAUGUCCGUGACCCUGCCUGGGUCAUAAAUUUUCUUCUGGUUCGUUCAGCCAUAGUUGUCCCUUAAAUUAAAGCAAAACUUAGUCUAAGGUAGAAAUGUUAUACAUUAGUCGAUUUAACCCAUUUAUGUGUGAGUGCAACUUUGGAAACCCUGGGUUAACAGUAUACACCUAGUUUUCCUAAAAAAAAA
Aethalodelphis obliquidens (Pacific white-sided dolphin) is the source of this 12137-nucleotide messenger RNA. It is a transcript of the gene TET1, whose product is annotated as tet methylcytosine dioxygenase 1. The record is from RefSeq and is a predicted model, not a curated record. Gene Ontology annotation, molecular function: DNA 5-methylcytosine dioxygenase activity; zinc ion binding; DNA binding. Gene Ontology annotation, cellular component: nucleus. The transcript has 13 exons. The coding region runs from base 335 to 6841 and encodes 2168 amino acids. NCBI's taxonomy places the organism in Eukaryota, Metazoa, Chordata, Mammalia, Artiodactyla, Delphinidae. Gene Ontology annotation, biological process: positive regulation of transcription by RNA polymerase II; chromosomal 5-methylcytosine DNA demethylation, oxidation pathway.